Condylostylus longicornis is the source of this 783-nucleotide messenger RNA. It is a transcript of the gene cni, whose product is annotated as protein cornichon. Gene Ontology annotation, cellular component: endoplasmic reticulum membrane; COPII-coated ER to Golgi transport vesicle. The transcript is spliced from 4 exons. Bases 68 to 502 code for a protein of 144 amino acids. The record is from RefSeq and is a predicted model, not a curated record. Gene Ontology annotation, biological process: endoplasmic reticulum to Golgi vesicle-mediated transport. NCBI's taxonomy places the organism in Eukaryota, Metazoa, Arthropoda, Insecta, Diptera, Dolichopodidae.
GACAACUUCAAUAUAAAAUUUAAAUAGAUUAAAUUUGAUGCAUGGGUUAAUUUAAACAUUUUUAAAUAUGGCUUUUAAUUUUGCGGCAUUUUCUUACAUUGUAGCAUUAAUUGCUGAUGCCUUCCUAAUAUUUUUUGCAAUAUUUCACGUAAUCGCAUUUGAUGAACUUAAAACAGAUUACAAAAAUCCAAUAGACCAGUGUAAUUCCCUGAAUCCGCUGGUUCUUCCUGAGUACGUGCUGCAUAUAGGUUUCAAUUUAUUAUUCCUGUUUGCUGGAGAAUGGUUUUCAUUGUGCAUAAAUAUACCUUUGAUUGGUUAUCAUAUUUGGAGGUAUACUAAUCGACCAAUAAUGAGUUGUCCUGGAUUGUAUGAUCCAACCAACAUAAUGAAUGCUGAUAAUUUAUCAAAAAAUAUGAGAGAAGGUUGGAUUAAAUUGGGAGUUUAUUUACUUUCAUUUUUCUACUACAUAUAUGGGAUGGUGUACUCUUUAAUAUCAGUGUAAAAGAGGAAAAGUCCAUUAGAAGCAAUUAGACAAACCAUAUUUUUGAGUUUUUACGAAUUUUAUCUUUAUAAAAAGAUAAUGGAAAUUUUUAUAUAUUGAUAAAAUUAUAUUAAUGAAUGAAAAAUGAUAUUCAUGUAAAACAUGAUUAAGAAAGAUUUUCAAAGACAUCAUUUAUAAUUAUGAAAGAAAUCAGUGCAGUAGAAAAUGUCGUCUUCACAUAAAAUAAAAAUGUCAUUUAAUUAUUAUUAAUAAAUAAAUUUGGUUUAUCAAAUGGAAGUCCA